Molecule: messenger RNA, 2754 nt
Organism: Schistosoma spindalis
Lineage: Eukaryota; Metazoa; Platyhelminthes; Trematoda; Strigeidida; Schistosomatidae
Source: the annotation of a GenBank genome assembly
UUUGUACAAAUCUCUAAACUAAAAAGAUGGUAAUUUAUAAAUUAACAUUAGAUACUGACGAAGAUAUUAAACAUUGAAAUGAAUAUAGAUUUUCAGUAAUAUACAUUAAUUUUAAAGUUUUACCAUCAUGUUUGAAUCAAGUGUUUUAAAUGGACUAACACGAUUAAGUAUUGAAAUUGGAAGUAGUAAAAGUCGAACUGAUGAUGAUUUUAUUGAUAGAAUUAAUCAUUCAUAUACAACAACUAUACUUAUGAUAUGUACACUUGUAAUAAUGGGUAGACAAUUUAUUGGUAAACCAAUAGCAUGUUGGACACCGAAUGAAUUUACUAGUGCACAAGUUGAAUAUGCUACAUUAGUAUGUUGGGUCACUUCAACUUAUUUUAUAUCACCUGAUCAACCAACAAUACCAUCAGAUUUACCGUUACGUAGAAAAGAUUCUAUACAUUAUUAUCAAUGGGUGCCAUUCUUGUUAAUGUUACAAGCUGCAAUGUUUUCAAUACCAUGUAUUAUAUGGCGUUUAUUCAACUGGCAAUCGCGUAUUCAUCUGUGGACUGUAAUGGACUUAGCUAGUAAAGCUGGUGAUCUUGAAGAAACACUACACUCUAGUGUAAAUCAUCUAGAAUACAUUGUUAAACAUUUAGAAGAUGCUCUUAUUAUUCGACAUCGAUAUAAACAAAGUCGUAAAAAUAACAGUUCCAUUUCAAUGGCACAAACAUCUGUAUCUAGUCCAGCUAAUACAAAUGAACAAAUAGUAAAUAAAGAUAAUUCCUGGUAUGCUAUACUUCCGCUUACAAUAAGCAAUAGAUCACGUAUUCCUGGUCCACGACCUUGUUCACCACAAUCAAGUAGUUAUCUUAAUGGAUUAUACUUAAUUAUUAAAGCACUUUAUGUUUUUAAUUCAACUGGACAAUUAUUUUUGUUGGCUAGGUUUUUAGGUCAAACAACAAUAUUUUUUGGACCACAAAUGUUAUUUGAUCUUAUAAUUGGUACACAAUGGUAUCAAAGUGGAAAUUUUCCACGUAUUUCAUUUUGUGAUUUAGAUAUGCGAAAAAUGGGAAAAAAUUUUCAUAGAUAUACAUUACAAUGUGUAUUGAGUAUUAAUAUGUUUAAUGAAAAAAUUUUCAUUUUUCUUUGGUUCUGGUUUAUUGGUAUCACUUUAAUAAAUAUACACAGCUUCUUACGUUGGUGUUGUAGAUCAACAUUUCAAAGUAGUCGAGUAUGUUUUAUUAGAAGUUUAUUAUUUAAUAAAAUCUCAAUGAAGAUAAACAAUAAUAAUAAUAAUAAAUCAGACUAUUCAUCAAAUAAUACUAAUUCAAAUCUAACACAAAAUUCUGAUUAUCAGUCGACAAGUCAACAAUCAACAACAAUACAAUUAGCUGAUUCAUUAUCUUCUGAAUGUUAUAAUGAACAACUAUCAAUAAUAGAUAAAAAAGCAUCAGCAUUUUUUACUGAACAUAUUUUAGGACAAGAUGGUGUAUUUGUAUUACGUUUAAUUGCAUUAAAUGUUGGUCAAUAUAUUGCAUCAAAAAUAGCUUGUCUUAUUUGGGAUCAUUACAGACUUGUAAAUACUACAUCAAAAUAUACACGUACAAUAAAAAGAACACAAGAAACAUCAACGACGAAAACGACGAUAAUGACCACCACCACCACCACAACAACAACAGCAGCAAAAUCAAAAACAACACAUACUUUAACUAGUAGUAUUAAACAAUUAUCGAAUAUUGUUCAAACUCCACCUAUUCCUGAAAGAAAAGAUAAAAUUAAACAUAAUAAAGAAAUAAAUCAAUCAACAUCUACUUUAAAUGAAUUAGAUAAUAUUAUAAGAAUUAGAACAAUCAAUGUAUCUAAUACAAUUGGACAAUAUUCACAAAGUUUACCAUCACAAUCAUCUAUAUAUAGUUUAAGAAAUUCUAUUAAUAAUCCCUAUGAUCAUUCUUCACAUUCUGAUAGAAAUUCUUCAAAUAAUUCAAGAAUUCAAAAUUUAAAUCAAACAAAUAAUUUUGUUUAAAAAUAUAUGCUACUUAUAAGUAACUUUCUGUAUUUUAUUAUAUACAUAUAAGUUUAUGAACAAACGUACAUAGAAAACACUAACAGAAUAUCUCUAUGGGUUUUAUUAUUGUGAUAUUUCAAUUACAUAAUUUCUUAUAUCUAUUAUUUAAAUAAUCAUUUAUUUUCCUAUUCAUUAAAUAUGCGUAAUAUUCUUGAAGUUAUUCAGUUUGAUUGUUAUUUUUGUCAGAAUAAGAGUUUAUGGGAAUUAUAGUAAUUUAAUAGUUGAAUUCAUGAGUCGAUUUAAGGUAAAUCACCUUGAAAAACCUGAAAACACUAGACAUUGGUUUUGUUUCAAUAUGAGACAUCAUUGGAUACCGGGUCAGUGGUUUAGAGUUUAAGCAUUCGUACAUGAAACACAAGAUUCUGGGUUUGAAUUCUACUUGCAAGAUUGUGGAUGCUCAUUGACGGGGAGUUCAAUAAUUAGGACGGAAUGGUGAUCCAGUGCUUUCAGGUUUUAUAGGGUAGUCUAGACUAAAUCAACUCAUAAAAUAAUUUCUUGAAUUAAUUAACAUUAGAUUUUUGUGACAUUUUGUUGUUGUUUUUUUUUGUAAAAUGAUUCAUAUGUACUGAAGAAUAAAUCAUUUUACCUGGUAAAUAUGAAAAUAAUAUCACUUAAUAACAAUAAUGGAGAAAUAAAGAAAAAAUAAAAUAGUUCAGAGGAUAAAUCACUUUUUGAUUAUUUCAUUAACGAAGAUUUACAAACGU